Pocillopora meandrina is the source of this 18637-nucleotide messenger RNA. NCBI's taxonomy places the organism in Eukaryota, Metazoa, Cnidaria, Anthozoa, Scleractinia, Pocilloporidae. The record is from the annotation of a GenBank genome assembly.
AUGGAGAUAAUCUGGAGAGGUAAUCCGUCCAUGCUGCUCGCUCGGGAAGCGCUUAUUUUUCAUCUCCAGCACAACACAGAUUUUACCGUAAAAACCUCAAUGGUGAAUCUUUGGGGACAGAGGUGGAAAGAUUACGUUGAAGACGAGGUCCCUGCGUUUUUCCUGUUGACGGAUGCUGAAAACAUUCCUUGCCAGGAUGAAAAGCUAAAAAAAACAAUUGAAUUUUUUUUCCGGUGUCUCUUGUAUCAUUGUCUCGCACAUGGAUUGAAUUGUGUUUUCAUUUCGGGCAUCCAGACAACUGCGACAAAAGUGAUGGGAUUUUACAUGGAUUCCUCUGCCAUUCACAAAAAGUUCUUUACGAAGGUAAAAAUUAUUCUCUUGGGAGACUAACAAAUUAUGAUGAUUAUAAUGGAGUAAGUUUCUGAAGAAACUGUGGUGUAGUGUCGGUUGGGUAUGUUACACGAUAAUUUGGUUUUAUCAACUGAGUCGAUAAUGUAAAUUGGCCAUCGUACAAAGGCUUCUUAGACUGACAAUCAAAACGUCAGCUUUUUGUAAAUUCACAUUACACCACAUCAACUUUUCUGAUGAAACUGAAUUAUGUAAAAAACUGAAUACCUCGUAUUUUUGCACUAGAGGUGUAGAUUGAUCCAUGUUUACGUCAGAAUAAUGCUCAAUUCACUGUCAAAAGAAAUUCGUUAUUUCUUCGAUUUGCUCUAAACCGCUUCGUGAUUGGUCGAGGAAACUCAUCUUCCCUAGCUAACUGCUCAGUUUCAAAACAAAAUCCAAACUCGACUCGGCCACUCACUUCUCCCCCUCAUUUCACACCGUUGGCUUCCAUCUCGUUUAAAAAGUUCCUGUUGGAUCUUUGUUUUGAUUUAAUUUGGUCACGGAUUUAUCAUACAUGUAACACCCAAUGCACAUGCGUACUAAUUUGCUUCAAUAUAUGAUUGAGGCGGUUUCUCCCUCUUUCCUUUAUAUGGAAUCAUUAUUUUCCCCAAAAAAAUCUUCUCAAAGGGCAAUGAGAUUUUCAAACUUGCAAAUACGUUGAUUGUUUUUUUUAGCAUGAACAGCGACUACGGAGAACGUGGCAAUAUCUGAUGAAUUUCAGGCACGACCAGGAGUCUAAGAGCUCACCCAGAUGGAAGGACGCGUUUCCUCUGGAUGAUCAGGUGUUUUUACAUUUCAUGACAUUCGAUAAAUUUGAGGCGCACAGUAAAGGUUUUAUGGUGAAAUAUACAUUUGGAAAAAGUCUUAUUGCUGAGUGUUCAGUUAAUUCGAUGCCAAAACAUCAAAAACGCAAAAUUAAUUUUCUCGUGGUCCAAGUAAUUCAAUUUUUUUAUUCCAACUCAAAAGAUGGGAUCAUUCUGCAAUCUGUGAAAUCUGACCAAAUAAUUCGAUGCUCUAGUCUUUGAAAACCACUUUUCAUUGCGCAUAUAUGAAUGUAUGCAAAUGUGGCUAUGAUUGGGAAACUGCUUUUAGAUUCAAACUAAAAAUGAAGAAUUUCAUUAAGAGAAAAUAUUUGGCCCAUACUAAUCUCCUGACUUCAAUCAUACCAAAUAAAGGAGGCCGCUUGACCUUGAUUUAUGUACGGAUAAGGUUGUUCUUUAACAUUUUCGACUACUGAUGAUUGACCAGAAGAAGCGGAUUUAUUUAUGUUCUCACUUCAUCACUUGGACGUACCUCAGAUUGACAUAGAAGCAGAAGUUUACAAAGCUCUUCAGCUUCCACCAAAAGGCGGCUGUCGACAGGUUGCCGCAGUCCUUGGGUGUGCACUGAUCCUCUUUAAAGCUCUCAAGGACUCUAGAAGCACCAAGGUACGUACGAAAGGGACACAUUUAAUGGAAUUUGAGAACUUUCUUAACAAUGAUUUAUUCGAAUAUAUUACUCACGGAAUGAUACGAGGGUUUAUCUUCCCACUGCGCUUACAGGAAACGAUGAAAACUGUAGAGGACAGAAUGAAGCUUUUUUUACUUCACAUUGCAGUACUGAACAAACUGCCGUUGAAGUAUAGAGCUCACUUCAUAGACGAGAACUUGUUAAAUGAAUUCUGCAGAACAAAGGACGGUAACGUCUAUCCCUUUAACGAGGUUAGUGAGGCUAUGUAACAAAUUAUCGUACAGUGGUCUCCCUCACAAUUGACACUGUCCUAAUGCAACUUCAAGAAUAUCGUUUCCUAGACAACCAUAGAUAAAAUGCAUUGCAGAGUUUUGCAUAGUGACUAGGCUAGGCAAAGACACCAUUUAUUUUUCCUAAUUUCCUUUUCCUAAACAAAUAAUAAGGAAAAUACUGAAGGUGAAGAAUUUCCCGAAGAAUUCGGCAUAAAGGAGGUAUUCUAUCCCAUCCUAUGAAUAAGCAAUGCUCAGUAACUGAAUUCACUUUUAAAUGUCAGCUAUAAGCAAACUUUCGACAUCGUCGUCAGACGGAGAUUAGCAGUACACCAGACAAAACGUCGAGAUCAACACACUAGGCGUUUGAUUAGCCUGACUCUUACAACGUGAGGCAAACAAUGAAACAUUCAUUUAUAUACUAAGCUACUAUGAACAACAACAUUUCUUAUAAUAUCAUACUUCUAUUUUCGAUUAAGAAAUAUUUUGCACACAUCUAAUUUGCAGUUUUGCAAUCGAGAGAAUUUAUGUAAAAAGGAGCUUUGUAACGUUUCUCGGGGCUUUUGGGAUGCAAAAACAAUUAAAAAAUGACAAAAAAAUUACAAUAGGAUAAAAAAACAUACCUUUAGGUGACAGUCGGAAAAUUUAUCGACAAAGAUGUAGAAUUUAAUAUGAAUUGUCUGUGCAAAAAAUUAACAAAAAGAAAACACUUGAAAAUCAGGCUAGAUUUCUCAAGAUAUACGAAACUGUUAUGUCAGUGACUAAAAGAAGCGUGGUACGUUUAUUAUCUGCUAACAGAUCCACAUGUGUUUAUGGGAGAUUUUAAAGGCAGUACAAGUUGUGCAGGAAUAUGCAAGUACAAACCAAACAGGCAAUGACUUUUUUAAGUCAGUGGCAGAUUUAAUGGAUGGGCGUCUGGUCCAUACUCUCUUUUCCGUUGUCUUGCAGCAAAGGUCAAAAGGCGUUGAAGGUGGGUUAUGAAAAUGGUGAGGUCAAUGGGGCAAUCAUUGCGUGUAUGGGAAAUCCCUGAUGGUGACACAGAAAUUCUUUGGACGGUUAGGACCGUUCGGGCUUUCAUGUUUAUUUGUUGUUGGCGUUGUUUUAUUUAGCCUGAAUUUUUUUUCUUGUUUAUGUUUCAUUUGCUUUUUUAUGUUCCGCUUUUUAUGGAGAGCCCACGGAUACACGGAAGCCUAGUACCUCUUAAAUUUGGUAUGAUUUUACUCUGGCACUAGGACUCAGUCUACCGGAGGAUGUCAUCAAGGAAGUAGAAGAUGCGUGGAAAAAGGCUGUAAAUAUUGUGAACGAGUCAUGUGGUACUCACUCCCUUAAAGCCCAAUUUUUUCCCUUUGCUGAAGAUGUGUUAGACUUUCAUGAAGGAGAAGGUGAGAAAUGUCCACCAGCGGGUUCUUAUGUGCGAAUUAUUUUCCUUAUUUCUAUCUCUUUUUCUUGAUUUAUAUCUGCGUUUUCUGGGUAAGGGGUUUUGUUUCUUUUCUUUGAGAAUGGACCGUGAAGUUUCCAUGAUUACUGUUCUUUGAAUCAUGGAAACAUUGUUUUCCUCUUUUUCCUGUUGCACGUGAAAGAACUAUUUUUGAACUUGUCUCUAAAUGAGUAUAGUCAUAAAAAACUUUUGCAAUUUGAAAGGUUUUAAGGUUCUUAAAAGAACUUGAACAAGUCUAAAUUAUGCUCUAUCUGAAUUGAUCGGGCGAAAACAAGUCAGACAUUGGAUCAUUCAAAUAUGACAAAGUUAAACGACAUACCAUGUUGGCCCUGUUCACAUCAAAGAAGUUCAAUAUUGGUGGUUACACCUGCAGACGGCAAAACUUCAUUCUUUUAAAAGUGGAACACUUAUACUCUUACUGAGUGGGCGACAGGAAUUGCACAUAUUAAGCGCUUAUUUUGUUAUGUUACAACAGUUUCAGUGAUGCGUUCAGAUGCAGACUCUACCAUGAAGCUCAGGCGACUUACUGAGGUGCAAAGCGUUCUUGUGAAUGAUUAUGCUGGGGAUAUUCGAUCAGAAAUUAAUGCCAUGGCAGAGUAAGUUGAUAAAAAGAUAGAGCCUUGUCUUUCGAGUGGUUUUAAGCUGGUUUUAUCUUCAUUGAUGCUUCUGUGUGUCGUUCAGUUGUGUCCAUUGAUCUUGUGCUUCGUUUGCCAGGUCGUCCUCAUUUCAAAUGAGUUGAGACUUGGUUUGGAAAGCCGGUAAAAGUCAAAGACUGGAAGAAUUAAGCACAGUUGGAGCACUAAGUUAUGCACGGUCACCCUUGAUCAUGAAAGAUGUCAACAUUGAAGCUUCAGAACCUUUCGCUUCAAAUUAAUAAUAACGACUUCAACAAGUUUCCGAGCAUUAGGAGUGCAUUCCAAAGAGAAUACGAGAACUGACGAGUUUACUGGAUUGAACUUAAUAGAGAACUAAAUUGAAAAAAACCUGUAACUCUUGUGUAAUUUUAGUUUGUAGUUUUGUGGAAUUUUUUGCCCGGCUUGUUCAUGUUCUGCAGAGAAACAAGUGACGACGAUAUACCUAAUAUUGGUCGGGAAUUUGAUGAACGAUACCACUGGCAUUCUCUUAGACCACUUUCUGAUGAUUACGAUAGAACGAAGAAAUCUAUUACAGGUAAAAUACCUCCAAGCUUAUUAAAGUUGAACCAGAAAAGAACCUGAUGAUCAAUGUCAUUACCCGAGCAACUGUGUACCUACCACUUACCCCUCCCCUAACCCAAAAACGUCAACUAAGUAACAAGUUGGGGUUAAUGUAGGGUUAGGGGAGAGGUAAGUGCGCAAUUGCUUGAAUACUGAUUUUUAAUCCUAAGUAUUUCCACUCCAAGGCAGCACUGCCAUCUUUAUAUGAUAUUGUUAAUACUUUUUUAUUAAGAUAAUCCUCCAGACAAUCCUUGGCAAAGGAAACGGUAUUUUCAAGAUAAGCAAAAAUAUAUUCGCUUUCAAAGAUUCUACGGCAACUCACUGGUUGGUGGCAUUGAUCAACAAAAAAUCAUCACUGUCACAGUGUCAGGGUCAAAAAAGAAAACGGGAAAAAGAAAGGAAAAUAAGCAGGUUAGUUUUGUUAAGAAGACUAUUAUAAAAGUCAAUUAUUUUAAAAUAAAGUCUCUCAUUAAGUCUUUUUUUUACAUCGCUGGAAAGUUAGAUUCGAAUCGAGAUAUGGGAUUUCUUGGCUGUUUUGCGUCGAUCAUUUUCUGGUUUGUUUGUGUUUUAUUUUUUGUUUUUGUCUGUUUGUGAGCGUGACUAUAAUAUCUACGCACCCUAUUUCACUCUACCCGGGUAUGCAGAGAAGCAAAUUCACUGGAUGCAUUACAAAUUUUUAGCAGAAAAUCCCUUUCAGUCUAAGGAAGGUAUUUCUUUAGCUUCUCUCAAGUAACAUUUUCACUCCUAAUUUUCAAACAGAGCAAAAACGCUGCAAAAAUUAUCGAGGAAAGUCUUAAAAAAAGCAGAGGUGAGUUGUAUGUUUGCCCGUGAAAAGGGCACACAUCCUAUAUUAUCCUUGCAUGUCGGCUUACCACAUGCUUAUAUCAUGCAUCAUACCUAAAACAAAUCAUGCACCUUUUGAUCUGUGGAAAAGAUAACCGGCCAGGAACUGACCCUCACAAGUCGGGUCAAGAGGAAGAAAGAAACCUGUUCUCUCGCCUGAGAUGCUUGUGUAGUAAUUGGCAAAACUGAUGUAUUAUACUUGAUUUCAAUAAACUUAGGAUGGUCUUUUAUUUUUGGUAUUUUUUAAACAGAGAAAGCGGAAUUGAAAGAUCAAGAGAAGUGGGAUGGCAUUGUGAGGGACAUCGAAACAAAUCUGAGGAGAGAUAACUUCAGCGAUGUUCUGAAAUUGAUUGAUAAAUAUCUAAUAGAUUGCAAAUCUCCAAAACUUCGUCUUCACGCGCUCAUAAAAAAAGUCGAUAGUUGCUUUGAAGGCUGGAAACAGACAAGUACGUUAAAGUAAAACGAAGUGUUUUCAUUUUACAUUACAAUUGCUAUGUUGGUAAAGCAGAAAAACAGACCGGCAGUCAUGUUGGUUUCCGAAGUCAGUUUUCUAGGAUUUGAAUCCUUCACAGAUAAAUUAUUUCAUUUCAUCCAAUAUAUUUACCUUAGCUACUCAAAACGGGAGUGAAAACGCUCUCAGAGAGAAACGGGACGAGAUUUUAAAAAUAAAAUAUUAAAGCGUCCAUCUUCACCACAAGGAUGCUAGAGUUGAUGCGGUUUAAACAUUUUCCUUAUAGGAACCUCCGACCCAGAAUCUAAUGACAUGAAAUAUCCUAUCAUUUUGAUGGAAAGCGUUCAUAAAAUUGUUCAAGACCUACCAAGUGUUCUUACCGAUAAGAACAAGAAGAAACUGGCUAAAAUUAUGCAAAAGCUGGGAUUUGACGACCUCGUGCCCUUGUUUUGUGAAAUGCCACCAGAUCGUGAGAAAAAGGUAAAUAUCCCAUCCAUUCCAUAUCAAAUAUUCAACAGAAGCACGAGAAUCCUAUUUUGUUGAAUGUUUUCUUAACCCUUUAACUCCCGGAUCAAAUUUGUAAUUCUCCUUACUGUCAACCAUACAAUUCCUAUAAUAUUAGGUCAAAGAAUUUAGUAUUGGAUCAACUAAUUAUCCCUUAAUUGAUAUUUUUCUUCAUCACUUGUCUGGUUGAUACUGUAAUGUAUAGUAAGGAGAAAUUCUGUCUUGGUCACUCAUGGGAGUUAAAGGAUUAAUACUCUCAGUACAUGCCAAAGUCAACGAAAAUCGAUUUGCCUAUAGACUUCACUCUUUCUAUGCAAAAAAAGCACUUUUCACCUUUUCCAGUUAAUGAACACUACUAUGUAAACUAAAGAAACUCUAAUGAUAUCGAGCAUCUAAAUUCAUCCAUCUGUUUCACCGCUAAUAUCUCCUUAAAAUGACCUUCUUAACCUUGUUUAAUGUAACGAAACUUAAAUCUCAUAGACAACAAUGUCUAUAUUCGUGACGGUGAUCAUGGAGGAUUCCAAGUAACAAAAUAUCCGUCCGACGGAGAUAAGCUGCAAUGAAAGAAACUGCAGGAAAGAAGCCUUCGAGAAUUCAAGCUUUGACGUGACUCGAGUAAAAAAUUAUUUCACUCAGUUGUCACUGAGAGUUCUUAAACCGUUACUUACAUCUUUUCCAAAGAUAUCAUAAAAGUUAAAUACCAAUGAGACUGAUGAGAACUGUUUAGAUAGGGAUGAAUUACGUUUCAAACGACUCUCUUAACCUUGUCGAAUCUUAAAUCUCAAAGACAGCAUUAUACAUUAAUCAUCAUGCGAGAUUAAAAUUAUAAACCAUAAAAGUUACUAAGGAAUAAAUGAUCAUCGGAUAUGAGCUGUAAUAAAACAAAUUACAGGGAAGAAGCCUAUGACGGGACAUGUGACACGUGAAUGAGCAUGUAAGGAAUGUCAUAAAAAUUUGCUUUCAUAGUUCUUAAUUGUUGAUAAUAAUGUUAAUAGUAGAUUUUUUAAAGAUAUCCCUUUGUCCCAAGAUAUCGUCAGAGGAAAUAGUAAUGAAGACUUUUGAGGUAAAGAUGUUGAGCACCUCAGAAUUAUAAGUCAGAAAUGCCUCUUGAUCCUAGAAUGAACAGCAUUUUGUUCACACCACAAGUACAAGAUUCCAACUUGAAUACAUGGGACAUUUGCUGAAACGGGAAGUGAGAACUGAUCCGGACUCUCGGGUUGAACAUUUUAUUCCGGAUACAUGGCAGGUAUGCAUGAAUAUGUAUCCAUUUCCAUACGUAAUGAAAAAAUGGUAGCUGGACGUAUGUUUUAAACGAUAAUGGUUCAGUAGAAGGUUGUAGAGUGUCUUUACCAGGGUCCUUUUUGACAUUACUUCAUAAAGCUUCAGGAAAGGUGCGAAGAGAUCUCCUUUUUGAAGGCAGUUGUGCAAUUUUAUGCCGGUAUGUUUUGUCUAUAUUUCGAAGCGCCAACUUCUCGAUGCCGUCGAUAACAAUGAAUCAGCAGUGAUAGUGGCACCAACCUCUUCAGGAAAGACUUACGCCUCGUACUACUGCAUGGAGAAAAUUCUUAGGAAGGAUAAUGAUAGUGUAGUGGUCUACGUUGCACCAACAAAGGUAAAGUGUCUGUCUAUGUCAUCUUCUUUCCCUAAAUAUUUUUUAUAUCAGGGCGAGGUUCGAGGAGGAAUGAGCCCCAUAAACCAUAUUGUUCAGAAUUUUUUUCUGCCAUUAAAAGAAUAUAAAAAAAUGUACUGCUCACCAAAAUAACCAAACUAAAAAUGUGUGGCCACCGUAGUAUAAUUUUCAGCAACUUUGAAAACAAUUUUCGGAGUUUCAAGACCUGGUCAGUGACAGGAUGUUGUUUAUACCUUUGAAUGGAAGAGGAAAACAUUAUAUGAUUCCUGAAGCAUACUACUUCUUUAUAUUCUGCAUAUGAACUUCCUGUAGAGAACAGCUUCAAAAUCCAAAUACUACCAAAACCUCGGCCGAAUUUGUCUGAAGGAGGUGGUGUUCUAAAGAAACUGUGGUGCCGCGUUGGUGGAGGCUUUUACAAGAUAACUUGGUUCAUAAUGUGAAUUGGCCACCAUAGAGAGUUUCUGAAGCUGACGUUUCGAGCAUUAGCCCUUUUUCAAAAACUUGUUUGCUAUGUUCUGGUUGAAUAAAAUCUACGGUUCAUUUAAGUGUAUUGUAUAAAGAGUGUUCCCUUUAGCCCUGAUCAUUAUCAGUCAAAGUUGCAACACGCAAAAAAAAAAAAGGAAAAAAGAAACUGUGAAGCCACCCUUUUGAUAAAGAAAACUGUUUAUGCUUUUUUUUUGUACAGCCUGGUCAAUUAUGUUCUAUGUUUCUUUUAGGCUUUGGUCAAUCAAGUCGUUGCUACAAUUUAUGCACGGUUUGAAAAACAGAUGCCAGAGGGAAGAUCAGUGUUCGGUGUUUUCACGAGAGACUAUCGUCACAACACGCUAAAUUCCCAGGUUACUGGAUCUGAAUUUGGAAAAUCAGUAACGCUAAUAUCCGUUUAUCUUUCUUUGGAUCAACUCAUCUUUGUUAUACAUCCUUUGAAAAUAUGGAAAAAGUAUGAGGAAUGCCUCAGAUCUCAUUGGUUUAGUAACUUGCGUGUUUUUUGGAAACACUUUCAAAGUUAAUCUUAUUACAAUAUGAGAUUGUCUGUGUAACUCUUUUCCCGCAGAUUCUUGUUACAGUCCCACAGUGUUUGGAGAUCCUCUUUAUUUCUCCACACAGACAGCAUUGGACGAAGAAUGUCAAAUAUGUGAUUUUUGAUGAGGUAAAAGAUCGUCAUAUCGUUCUUUUGCCAGUCAACCAGUAAAGGUUUGCUGAACGUACAUACAAUUUCCCUGAGAUUUAUUGUUGAAUUUAUAAGACUAGUUUAUUGUUCGAGCUAGGAAAUGCUACUUAAUACAUGUCUGUUUUCUUUUUAGUUUGUGUUUCCAUGAAGUUCUGUGUCAUUAUCAAUUUAUCAAUUUCCAACCCUCGCCAGUAAGUUAAGAAUUUAGUAAUGAUAACUUUAGACUGAAGUAGAUUCUUUCUUGGUUUGCAUAGGUUCACUGUAUUGGAUCAGAAACUGGAGCUGAAGUCUGGGAGCAUCUCCUACUUAUGAUUCGCUGUCCCUUCCUGGCGCUCUCCGCAACCAUUGGAAACCCAGAGGAUCUAAGACGGUAAGAGUUUAAGUAGAGAUAUUAAUUUAUUCACCGACGACUUUUGAUGAACAACUGGAAACAUUUUUGCCGUGGCCUUCUUAUUGAUAGCAGAGGUUGAAGAAUUCAUUUUCUUGUGUAUAGCUGGUUGCAAGCUGCUCAAGACUUUCGUGAAAAGCAAGACAAAGAAAAUAAAGAAAAUCUGAGGAAGUCAUAUCGCAUCAGGUUAGGUAGGAGAGAAAUUAGUGUAUUGGAAUGCUAUGAAAUGUUUCUUGUUGCGUGCUUUUGUACUUUACUAGAAUAAAAUGAAGCGAAAUGACGUUUAAAAUGAUCACAAAUGCACUAAAAAAAUAAGAACAAAGAAAACGAAAAACAUUCCUCCUCCUCCGCGUGAACAAAAACAUUCAUGUCGAAAGUGCUUUUCACAGAAUUUCUCUCAACGAAGAGCUACUUGCUUCCAAUUAAUGUUAUUGGUGACAAACGUUUCGCCAAUAUAUCACUUUUGUUGAACUCGAGUAUAUUUAUUUCAGAACUUAUCGUUACUUCUCUAAAUUUUGUUGAUUGCUUCUAAUUCCUUCGCUUAUUUUUAAGUCAAAUUUGAAGGACGGUACUCCGAUCUAGAAAAGAGCAUUUACCUUCCAAAUAAUUGUGAAAAAGGAUACGAUGAUUACAACAACGAGGCAUUCGUGAGGCUUCAUCCUUGCGGCCAGCUAAGACACCAACAGGUUAGCGUUUUUAACUAUUCCUGAGUACAUUCAAUAUUUUACAAGCGUACUUUUAUUGACAUAGCACAACAAAAGGGUGCAUCUUACCAAUGAUAAUAAUCAAUAAUCGAGAGUUGAUUGCUUUUCCCUCAGUCUAAAAAUGAAGACACCCUCACUUUGGUAUUUUGUUUGAUGAUGAUGUAUAUAAAUCAUCAAUAUAUAUUUUUUUCUUUUGAAGUUCGUUUGCUCCUUCGCUUUCAAUCUAGAUUCAAGAUUCUUCUUUGGGAUCAGAUUAGUUUGUAUGAUAAGCUGAAUUAUACCCGCAAUUUGUUAUCAGUUCUUACUUAUGGGCAGGACGGACGCAUAGAUUAUGUCGCCAUCAACAGAAGUUUGCUUUUUGCUAUCAUAUUAAACAAAUAGAAUCGACACUGCCGUGGUUCUGUACUGAAAUAGAUCACAGGAGACGAUAAAGCGCGGUAAGAGCUGCAAUGACAACUCGGUUGCCCCUCGAGUGCCACUUUUUUUGUUCAUACUACAUUUUGACGUCAUCUGGGAUCAAUUACAUAAUAUACGCAACAUGGAAUCGACGAUUUGUCCGAGACAUUUAGGAAAAAUUUAUAAGUUAGGUCUUUGGCUAAAAGUCUUACCUGUUCCUUCUUUUACACAGCUUCGCCAAAAAGGUUUACCAGGUGAUAUGGCACUUACACCAAAAGAAUCUCUACAAUUAUAUGACACUAUGGUUAGCGUGUGGCCUGACUGUGAAUCACUCCAGGUCAGCGGAGUAGUUAUUAAUAUUUCAAUCUUAUUGGUAAAUUACAGAUGAGGAACACUGGAUAAUGUAAGUUAAAUUUCUCUUGGCAGAAUCUUUCUCCUGAGACAUAUUUCAUUGAAAAUAAAUUGAUCCAAAAGGGUCAUGCUCGGCAAUACGAGAGUGACCUGAAGAGGGAAUUCAAGUCUUGGGCAGACAGCAGAGAAUUGACAAAGGUGAAAAAAAUUUAUUUGGUUUUCUUUGUUUCGUUAGGUCUAACCAUGCUCAAAAAGAAAGGGAAAAAUGUGCAACGUUGAAACGUAGCACGCACUUUGUAGGAUAAAGGCUCUAAUUUUUAAUGUGUUUUGAAUAGAAUUAUUACUUUUUUGUCAGGUUCAGUCAGUUAUAAAUUCUUUAAAGUCAGUUUUCUUGGAAAAUCACUCUUUAACUGAAGAACAAUGGGGUGGAUUGGGAAUGACUUUUUCUGGUAAACAGUUCAUAAAGAACAAUUUUGCAAAACUCAUUGACGAGCUCAGAGCCCAGGACAAACUGCCUGCCUUAGUGUUUAGGUAAGUUGGAAUUAUAAAGGAACAAAGUUACUUAAAAACUCUAAAUUGUAAUUGCUCAUAAUUUCUCCAUUCAUUUCUUCUUAAUUAGGAAGUUAGUAAGGGGAAGUAAUGUGCAACAUAAUGUUAAAUACAGAUGUGCGGAGUGAAAGACAGCUUAAUAGGAAAUUAGUAUUCUUAUCUGAUAUGUUCUUCACAUGGCCAUUUCAAACAUUUUUCAUAGAUAUUUAGCCAGAGAUACAAUCGAUUUCUUUUUUUAAUUUGGAAAAGGAUAAAAACUGCGAGUAAACGUAUUAGUUUACAGGAUUACCCAGAGUAGACGUGUCAAUUGAAUGACAGAGGCCUAAUCUCCAGUAAUUGAAAUUGCAGGCAAAAGGUUAGUUAACUACGUAAGAAAAGGUCAUGGUUAUUCAUACGGUAAUCGAAAUGUUCGUGUUGAGCACUCUCUUUGGUUUUCCUACGUAGCAAUGAUCGUAAACUCUGCGAAGAGCUGGCAAUCGGUUAUGCUCAGAAACUAGAAAGCAAGGAACAAAUUAUCAGGAGAAAAGGCAACACAAAAGAGGCAAAACUUGCACAGAAGAGACAAGGAAAAGCUGAAAAAAGUUUGCACAGAAAAAGAGAUGAAAUGCAGAAAGAAAAAGAGAAAAGGUAGUCAGUUCAGUAAUUUGGUCAUUCUGAAAUGACUUAUGACAGUAAAACUACAGUAGAACCUCUGUGACUCACCAUUUUCCAUUUAGUAAAUUUCCUGUCCAUUCUUUUGCUUAACCUAUGUUAAGACUGUUCUGUUUCCGAACUGUCUUUCUAGAUAUGAAGGUUCUUUUGUAUAUGAUGAAUUACUGCUUGUUUAUAUUUCUUGUGGUUGUUUGCUUUUCUUGUUGUCGUUUGUUUGCUGUGCUUUUAUACUAAAGGGUAUCACUGCUCUCCACAAGAUCAAAAAGCCAACCAGAUAAGCAAGAUGAGAGGGGUUCUCUUUCAGCCUUGAACGAGGUUCUACCGCAGUGCACAUUGGCAUUAAAUACUGGGAUUGGAAAAGAGGUAGGAAGUAUAAACAAAUGCUGUUUCAAUAAUGAAAAUAAUAAGUCUUCUGCGACUUCGUUUCUUUUUCACCCAGUAUAUCAGUUUUUGAGUUUAUUUAGGUUGCAAACGUAGAGCCGUUUUACUUUUUUUCUGAUCAAUAGAGCAACUGCUCAUCUGAAUUAUACAAUGUUGACAGCAGCCAAGAGAAGAUAUUCUCUUGCAGGAGCUAAAUGGUAAUGAACACAAUUGAAAGAUUUAUUCUGACGCAGUUAUUAAAAGAAAAAAGAAACAAGAAUUGACCGCAUUAAUUCAUUUUCAGGAUUACGACGAGAUAAUGAAGAGAAUCAGGUUCAUCUCUGAAAAAUCGUUAUUCAAGCGGGCUCUAAAACGAGGAAUCGGCUUUCAUCAUAGUGGAUGUAGCGCUAAUAAACGUUCUGUGGUGGAAAUGUUAUUCAGAGGCAAAUACCUUCAGGUUAGAUUUCAUUAUCGGUAUGUAAAAUAUCAAAAAAGGCACAUGUUUCACAUUCGUGGACUCACAAAAAGUCCUUGACUUUCAACAUUUUUACCUAAAUAAUAAUUCAAAUUGAAGAUUUAGGCCAUAAGGCAUCAUUAUUAAAGAGGUGUUUUCCCUGGAUCCGCUGAUGAUACCGCCUCAGGAUUUGAUUAACUAGUUUUGUAGGAAAUGCAUAUUAAAUAGUGACCAUGCUUUUAGUCACAAAGUUUGAAAUCUGACGCUUCGCCUUACAAUACUCAUUUAACUUGUUAGGUGGUCAAUGCAACGUCCACGUUGGCUCUCGGCAUCCAUAUGCCUUGUAAGUCAGUGGUGUUUGCCGGAGACUCGUCCUACUUAAAUUCGCUGCAGUACCGACAGGUAAAUGGGAGAUAUAACCUCACUAAUCAUCAGCUUUCUGAUAAAGCGUUGUGGUGGUGGAUAACAAUUAUUCAUGUGAUAUAUCUCUUUCCAUUCAAGGAUAACAUGACACAGAGGUUUACUUGUUAUUUUCAGAUGUCUGGUAGGGCGGGUCGGAGAGGUUUUGACCCCGUGGGAAAUGUCAUUUUCUUUGGAAUUCCUUACCGUAAAGUCCAGCGCCUCAUGACUGCAAAUAUCCCAAAGCUUGUUGGCAACUUCCCCAUCACUGUUUCACUGGUUCUGCGGCUGCUUCUGAUGACGACUCAAGCAGAUGACAAGAAAGACGCCCUCACUAAGGUUUGGAAGAAUAUAUCAAGAAUGUAUUCUUAAUUCAUAGUUUCCUUUUUAUGCAAUAGAUUAGAUACCUUCAGGCAGUAGGUGUGCCUCUUUUGCUCGACUGACGCUUAUAAAUUGAAAUGAAGACUACAUAAUUCACACGUACGACAUGUAUUUACAAUGUAAAGAGUUAGUUUCCAUGCGUUACAUUUGUGCGAGCAAUCUAAGCCACCAUAGAUUGUACCACCAUACAUAUACUCGUGUAUAUUUUUUCAGGUGAAAAAAGGGGGUGUGUUUCUAUAGAUAAUGUGCUGCCGCGUCGGUGGGAGACUACAUAAUAACAAAAGCGAAUGACGAAGGGCUAACGUUUGAACCGUCAGCUUUGAAACUCUUUAUGGUAACCAAUCUACGUUAUCAACUCAUUCGAUAAAUAAAACUACUAAAUUACCCUGAUUUUUCAGGCCCUAGCAUUACUGUCUCAUCCUUUUAUCUGUCGAAAAUACCCUCAACUGGAAAUCCAGAUCAAGUUACAUUUCCUCUUCAGCGUUGAACUUCUGGUUAGAUUGGUGAGUGGAAUGACCAAAAGUUUUCAUCUCUUAAGUUGACACAUUUUUCUUGGCCGUGCCGUAAUAACUUUUCUGCAUAUUUAGUGAGGUGUGGUAUCUUAGAUGAGAGAGAAUAUUAUAUAUAUAACAUAUAACCGUCUGAUAAAGAAAAUUUCAGAGCCAAUCGAAAGCCUGCACAAAGACAUUUGUGGCUAAAGUCUUUGAUUACUCGUUUAAUUCCAGUCUCUUAUAAACAAAGAAACCGGAGCUCCACAGGAAAUGGCCGGACUGGCAACCCAUCUUCAUUACCAUGAACCGUCCAACUUUGUCCUAAUCAGCUUUCUACGAAGUGGUCUCUUCCACAAGCUUUGUCAGCCAAGGACAAAGGGUAAGCCGACCUAAAGUUUUUGAUAGCUUCUUUAAGCACAGCGACUGAUUCGAUUAGAUUAGGGCACAUUUUAAGAGCCUUUUGUGAACAUCCCACUUUUCAGACGCUCAGGGGAAAACGAUAUCUUGAAAUAUGAUUGUAUGUGAUAGCAUCAUCAAAAAGGAGGGUUAUAUGUCUCUAACUUGGAAAAUCGAAGAUUUUAGUUUGUAUGAAGUGAGUAAGAGUAUUUCUACGCUCGCAUGGAUGGAAUUUCAAUCCAUGGCAGGUUAUUUGCAGUUUUCCUGACAGUUCAUAACUCAAUACUCUACUCUCGUAAGGAGAGAGACAUUUUUAGUGUAUCAGUUACCCAAAAAUACAACACAAUGACCAAGUCAGGAUCAGCCGGUUUUCCAGCCCAGACCUCUUAACACAAAGUCCAGCACGUUAACUACUGCGUCUCAGAUUUAUCUCUGAGGAGUUUUUGAUCUUCAUUGCUACCGUUGGCGUAGUGCUCUUUAGCGAACUUUUGACCCGUUCAUCUCGUUUCAGUUUACGUUGAUUUUCCUUUUUCCCCCUUUGACAGGAAAAUUUUCUGUAGACGUUAUGAGAAAAAUGGUACUUGUUCUCAGCCACUUAAUUGGAAGGACUUAUGUUCACCCCUCUUUGAUGCUCAGGGAUCGAUCUUCAUCAAAAGUAAGUGACUAUUUAUUGUUUAUACCCAGGGGGGAGGUGGAGGGUUUUGAGGGGGACCAUCAAAAGAGCAUAAAGGUAAGACCACGGACAAUUGACUACCAGCUAGCAACUAAUGUGGGGAGAUCAAAAUAACAUCAUCACAGAGUCUUAUGUGAGGGGAGAAAUUAAGUAAAUUUUAUGGAGACACAACCAAAAUCCCCAACCAUCUUCCCCCUCCCCUAAAGACUGAUUCCUCAGUAUUACCUUCCCUCGGAGGAUCUAUUGGUUUACCUUUCAAUUUAGUUUGUUAUGAAUCACAGACUGCGGAAUGGCUCAUCUUGAAAACGAGUCUAUUGUUGGUGAGUUAUUAUAAAGUUAGUCUUUUUCAGAAAGGGAAAAUUGCUCUUAAUUAUGUUUUCUGAAAAGGUUUACUUGAAUUUAGGCAUGGGUCACAUGCACGAAUUACAAUACAUUCGGAAAAAAUCAUUUAAAAAAAAACAUUUGGUUUUUCUCUAACUCGUCAAAAGAGAUGUGCAGCGAGUUACUGUAACUAUAGACGACGCACACCAGCAAUACAUUCGAUUUAAAAAAUCAUGUGGUUUUAAAAAAAAGAAUUUACUCGGGGAAAUCGAGCACAAGGAAACCUUUUAACUAAGCAAACACAACUAAAUCGUCCAGACGUGAAAGAAACUUGACAGCGAUGAUGAACAAUGUGACGCAGACUGAAUUACUGAAAUAAAUGUUGACGAGGCGGCCUGGGUCGAGGGAUGGUUUUUACAGUAACUGUUAAGCUUCUUCGUUAUAUAAAUCAUGGACGCUUUUGCAUUUUGAACUUAAUGCAGUUGAUUUUGGAGGAUCUCCCGAGUGAAUUUGCUAAGGUACUCGAAAGCUACAACCGUGAGGUCACCGAUAUCUUUAGUCAGUACCUUGCCACAGUGGCUAAGUGGUUGGGAGAGGGAAGAGGAGAGAAUUACAAGCUCCCCCUAUCAGGAAUAGGUAAGAAAUAUCCAAUGCGCAUUCUAGUUCGCAUAAUUUUAUAUUUGCUUAAACCGGAAUAUAUUUUCAGAGAAUACGUCAGUUCGGUAAGAGAUUCCAUGCUGCUGUGCGUCUGUCUGUUCAGCAAUAAAUCACAGUUGACGUCAAAGUGUGGUAAGUACAUAAAUAUGGCACACGAGGCGCAGGCCAGUCUGACACUAAUGUUAUCAACACAUUUUGGCGCCAUCUGUGAUUUGUUACUGACAUUAUGCACGGUAACCUGGAGUCUAUUUCUUUUAGCAAAUCUUUUAGUUUGUCCUCCAAUAGAUCAUAUGUAAGAAACAAUCAAAAUGAGCAUAUCAUUCAGUUUAUCAUAGAGAUUUAAAUUAUGGAAAACACGUAGAUUGCUGUAUUCGUGUAAUAAAAGUAUUUCUGCCGCAGAAUUUCCAAAUGAAGCCAGCAUCGAUGGCAUUGCCGAGCACGAUAUGAUCAAAGUCCUUGCAAACACUUCCAUCAAGCCUUUGGCUUGUUCUUACUUCGCUACGCUGUCAGGGAAUACAGACUCACAGUUACAUCAUACCAGCCAAAUACCAGGCGAUCAGAGUGAAGAUGAAGUUGAUAGCGAUGAGGAAGAAUGGGAGGAAGAGCCACUAAGAGAUAUGCACAAGGUGAAAAUUAGACUGUUUUAGUUUCGCUGUUUCCUUCACGGCUUUUUUCAUUUUUUCUCAGCAGACCAUUUGGGACAAAAUGACUCUUUACAAUCUAGACUAGCCUUAUUUGGGAUUUUGGGUUCAAGAAAUAUAAAUCUAUAAUUCUUUUAAUUUAAAAAAAUUGAUUCCAUGGGUUUGUUCAAUAACAGAUCAAAUGUAAAGUCAAAAUGUGGUAUAAAAUUAAAAAAGUGGUACAUUAGGCGCGGCCAAGUGAUUCGCUGAUGCUCUUACCACAUUUUGAAAUAAUCUGUGAUCUCUUACUGAACAAACCCAUGUCAACAAGGAAUUUAUUUGUAUCAUAUGAUAAAAAAAAUGUUGUUAAUGGUCAUCUAUGCUCCUCCGAUAGAUCAUAAGUAAAAACCAAUCAAAAGUGUGUGUAGGAUACAGUUUAUGAUAUAAAUUUUCGUUGAUACCAAAGUGGGCGUCAGGAAUUUUUUUCCUAUUUGUUUAGAUCAUUCGUCAAGAUAUCUACACGGACAUGAAUCUCGUUCCUAUUCUUCGACUCAGGAAUAGGCCACCCUUAAAUGCUUAUGCAUUGGAUUUUUUCAAACACGGAUCCGCCAAAGUUAUAGAGAAAGAAAAUGGGUAAGAAAGUAACACAGAUUUAUUACCCACUGUGCUAGAAAAUAAAUUCAUUACUGACUUGAAUAUUGCUCUUUCUUUAUUCGGACCUUUCUUUGUCUUGUAAUUAAUGCAUUUUUAUCGCUUAAUCAAUAAAUCAUCCAUGUGCUAAAUAUUAAGAAUACAUCAAAAGCUAUCACUUUUCUUUAAGGCGCUCUACUCCUGCUUUUUAUUUCAUUUCCAGUUCUCUGUGAUAUUUGAAACAUUCACUUUGAUUUUAACUAUGUGCUAUGAUUUCACAGCAUGCUGGCUGGCGACGUUUACAAUGCUCUGAGGGAGUUUUACCUUACCAUUAAGUCAAUCAGGUAAUUCUUCUUAAUAUCCAAAGAAUACGCUGGGUUGAAGGAGGUGAUAGUAUAGUGAUAGAACACUACCUAAAGUUCAAAUAUCAGAGAUAUUCUGAUAUUUAAUUUUUCUCGUCAAAGUUUGUUGAGAUAUCCUUUUCACCUGAGAAACGUGGCUAAAAGAUAUUUUUUCUUGUGAGUACCAUAGUAACCAUCUUUAUAUUAUUUUUCCUCUUGGAUGCAGGAAUUACACCCUGCAGAUUUGUCUUUCCAAAUAUUUCGUCGCUCAAAUAGGACUGUAAACUAAUUUUCUUUCAUCAAAAAGACUCGCGAUAGACAAAAAGGCAGCAUUUCUACCAUUUUUAAUAUGCACAAUUUAAUGACACUUCAUAAUCAUUGUCGAUCGAUUAAGUUACAAGGAAGUAACUUGCUUUCUCGUUUUAUAGUUGUUCACUGGAAGAGCUGGGUCCUAAAACUGACAAUGUGGUAUUGGCUUUUAAGCAGCUGGCUCAGGAGUACGGAGAGAAGUUCAGAGACCAGUUUGAACAUGAGGCAUAG